AUGUCAGCUGCAGGAGAGCCCAUGUAUCCCAAGCAGGCGGGGAACCUGAAGAAGGGUGACUACAUUGUCAUGAAGGACGUUUUCCCCUGCAAGGUAACGGAGAUUUCGACCUCCAAGACGGGCAAGCACGGUCACGCGAAGUGCUCCAUCACCGCGGUCGACAUCUUCACGGGAAAGAAGUACGAAGACUCGUGCCCCUCGUCCCACAACAUCAUGUGUCCGAACGUCUCCAGGACGGAUUAUCUGUUGAUCAACAUCGACGACGAGUACGCCUUCUACUUCGACCAGAACGAUGCAGAGCAGCAGGUUAGGCUCCCGCUGGAGAACGAGGAGCUGGUGGCAGACCUCCGCGCAGCCUUUGAGGCCGGGGACAAGACGAUCAUGAUCAACAUCCAGAGGGCAAUGAACACGGAGGGCAUCGUUGCCUUUAAGACAGAGACGAAUAAGUAA
This is a messenger RNA of Giardia duodenalis, 450 nucleotides long. RefSeq names its product Eukaryotic translation initiation factor 5A. Gene Ontology annotation, biological process: positive regulation of translational elongation; positive regulation of translational termination. The coding region runs from base 1 to 450 and encodes 149 amino acids. The transcript has a single exon. Gene Ontology annotation, molecular function: translation elongation factor activity; RNA binding; ribosome binding. NCBI's taxonomy places the organism in Eukaryota, Fornicata, Diplomonadida, Hexamitidae. The record is from RefSeq and is a predicted model, not a curated record.